AUGCAAUGUUAUACGGAGCUGCUGGCCCCUUCAGGGGUAACGCAUGCUUUGUCCGUCCCCUUUCUUUCGGGAACGUCCAACAAUUUGAUAGUGGCAAAAUCUACCCUUCUCCAGGUGUUUAACCUUGUUAACGUCGUCUACGGAUCUGCUCCUGGCCAGUCAGAUGAGAAAACCAGAUCACAGUACACCAAAUUAGUGCUGGUGGCUGAAUAUGCUCUCUCGGGUACUAUUACCGAUCUGGGUCGUGUGAAAAUACUCAACUCUAAAAGCGGUGGAGAAGCUGUUCUUGUUGGAACCCGGAACGCCAAACUUAGUCUCAUUGAAUGGGAUCCUGAACGUCACAAAAUUGCUACAACAUCCAUUCAUUAUUACGAGAGGGAUGAUGUGCACAUUAGCCCUUGGACUCCGAAUCUUGCGAACUGUCCCAGCCAUUUGACAGUUGAUCCGAGCAGCAGGUGCGCGGUACUCAACUUUGGGAAAAAGAACUUGGCUAUUUUGCCCUUCCACCAGGUGGGCGAUGACCUGGUUAUGGAUGACUUUGAUUCGGACGUUGAAGAACCCCCCAGGGAUACGAACCAUACGGCAGAAGGACAAGACGAGGCAAAAAAGUCCAAUGGACUAGCGUUCCACACUCCUUAUGCAUCCUCCUUUGUUCUCCCGAUAGCAGCACUAGAACCCGCAAUGCUUCACCCGAUAAGUCUAGCAUUUUUAUACGAAUAUCGGGAACCUACCUUUGGAAUACUAUAUUCACAAGUGGCUACAUCUUCUGCUCUAUUACAUGAUCGAAAAGACGUAGUCUUUUACUCGGUUUUCACGCUAGAUCUAGAACAGCGCGCGUCUACCACCUUACUCUCAGUUUCCCGCCUCCCAAACGAUUUAUUCAAGGUUGUUGCGCUCCCUCCGCCUGUUGGAGGAGCGUUAUUAAUCGGGACCAACGAACUCGUCCAUAUCGACCAAGCAGGCAAGACCAACGCUGUGGGUGUCAAUGAGUUCGCUAGGGAAGCAUCUAGUUUCUCCAUGGCCGAUCAAUCUGAUUUGGAAAUGCGCCUGGAGGGCUCUAUUGUGGAACAACUGGGAACGGAAAAUGGCGACAUGUUACUGGUAUUACUCAAUGGUAAAAUGGCGGUACUUAGUUUCAAACUUGACGGACGAUCGGUAUCUGGAAUAUCUCUACGGCUAGUCCCCGACCUGGCGGGAGGCUCUCUUUUAAAAGCGAGGCCGUCUUGUUCGGUUCCACUCGGUAGAGGCAAGAUAUUUUUCGGCAGCGAGGAAAGCGAUUCGGUUCUUAUCGGAUGGUCAAGGCCAUCUACUAGACCAAAGGAUCCACCGGUACAAGGAGCGGGCGACGAUAACAUCGCCGAGCUCUCCUCUGAUGAGGAAGAAGAUGAUGAGGAUAUAUAUGAAGAUGACCUAUAUGCAACACCAGUUCCAACAGGAGCUAAAGCCCGCGGCUCUUUAUCCGUGAAAGGUACUAACCUCAAUGACUAUACUUUUCGAAUCCAUGAUCGUCUGUGGAAUUUAGGCCCAAUGAGAGACUUGACCCUCGGUAGGCCCGCUGGCUCCCGAGAUAAGGACAAACGCCAGCCUGUCUCCAGCCUAUCAACGAAUUUAGAGCUUGUUGCAACUCAGGGAUAUGGCAAAGCUGGCGGCCUUACAAUACUCAGGCGUGAAAUAGAUCCUUACGUCAUCGAUUCGUUGAUGAUCAAGGACACAGAUGGGGCAUGGUCUGUGCAUGUUAAAGACCCCAAAUUGCCUUCGCAAAGCGGGUCGCUUCCGCUGAAUGCUAGCAGCAACUAUGACCAUUACCUUCUGCUAUCCAAGUCCAAAGGCUCGGACAAGGAGAAAUCAGUUGUGUACACAAUGAGCAGUGGAGGGCUAGAAGAGACUAAAGCGUCCGAGUUUAACCCUAACGAAGAUCGCACUAUUGACAUUGGAACACUCGCAGGCGGAACUAGAGUGGUACAAGUUCUUAAAGGUGAAGUACGGAGUUACGAUAGUGGUCUUGGUCUUGCUCAAAUAUUCCCGGUGUGGGACGAAGAUAUGAGCGAGGAAAAAUAUGUCGUGCAUGCGAGUUUCGCCGAUCCAUACGUCCUUAUUAUCCGCGACGACCAAUCGGUACUGCUUCUUCAAGCGGAUGGGUCUGGCGACUUAGAUGAGAUAGAAGCUGAUGGCAUCAUUAAUUCAACAACAUGGAUUUCAGGAUCGCUUUACCAAGAUAAGUAUCGGUCGUUCAUGUCUUAUGAAACAGCGCCCAGCAGAAAGCUAUCCGACAACGUCCUUUUGUUCCUCCUUAGCUCUGAAUCCAAACUUCAUAUAUUCCACCUCCCAAAUGCAAAGGAGCCUGUGUUCACUGCGGAAUGUGUUGACCUAUUGCCGCAAAUACUUUCAACAGAGCCACCUCCAAAACGAGCAACAUAUCGUGAGAGCUUAACGGAAAUACUGGUCGCAGAUAUUGGGGACUCUGUUAGCCGAACCCCGUACCUAAUCCUGCGAUCCAGCAACAACGACCUCAUAUUGUAUGAGCCAUACCAUACUACCCAUUCCACUGAAAAGAAAUCGUCUGAUUUGCGCUUUCUGAAAACCAUCAAUCAUCAUUUCCCGAAAUUCCAUGCCGGAUCAAACGUGGAAGAUAGUUCCCACAUCGGUGCGCUGCCGAAACCACUCCGCGUUUUAGGGGAUGUUUGCGGCUAUCGAACUGUGUUUAUGCCCGGAAAUUCUCCUUGCUUCGUAAUAAAAUCAUCCACAAGCAUUCCACAUGUUCUGAACCUCCGGGGCAAGACAGUCCAUUCGUUGAGCAGUUUUAAUAUACCCGCAUGUGAGAGAGGGUUUGUCUAUGUCGAUGCUGAUAAUGUUGUGCGGAUGUGUCGAUUUCCCAGAAACACUCAUUUUGAUGGCUCGUGGGCCACACGAAAAAUUGGCCUCGGCGAACAGGUAGAUAUUGUUGAGUAUUCCUCCUCGUCAGAAACAUACGUUAUCGGAACCAGCCAAAAAGUCGACUUCAACCUGCCUGAAGAUGAUGAAAUCCAUCCUGAAUGGCGAAACGAAGUGAUAUCCUUCCUCCCCCAAAUCGAUCAGGGGAGUGUUAAACUAUUAAGCCCGAGGACGUGGUCGAUUAUCGAUAGUCAUACUUUGCGAACUGCGGAGCGUAUAAUGUGUGUUAAAUGCCUGGACCUUGAGGUAUCGGAAAUUACGCAUGAACGUAGGGAUAUGAUUGCAGUAGGUACAGCAGUCACGCGAGGAGAGGACAUUGCUGCACGUGGUUGCAUUUACAUUUUCGAAGUCAUUGAAGUCGUUCCUGAGGUUGACAGACCAGAGACCAACCGGAAGCUCAAGUUAAUCGCCAAGGAAGAGGUUAAGGGCGCUGUGACAUCUCUCUCAGGAAUUGGUGGUCAAGGGUUUUUGAUUGCUGCCCAGGGCCAGAAGUGCAUAGUCAGAGGCCUCAAAGAGGAUGGUAGUCUUUUACCGGUGGCGUUCAUGGAUAUGCAAUGCUACGUUAAUGUUCUUAAAGAGCUCAAGGGUACGGGGAUGUGCAUCAUGGGAGACGCUUUGAAGGGCAUUUGGUUUGCAGGGUAUUCGGAGGAGCCAUACAAGCUAUCUCUUUUCAGUAAGGAUGACGGCACGCUCCAAGUGAUGGCCGCCGACUUCCUUCCUGAUGGAAAACGUCUAUACAUAUUGGUCGCUGAUGAUGACUGCAACAUACAUGUUCUGCAGUAUGAUCCUGAAGACCCUGGGUCUUCCAAGGGUGACAGAUUACUGCACCGCAGCACCUUUCACACGGGCCAUUUUGCCUCAACCAUGACCUUACUCCCCCGAACAAUAAUUCCAUCAGCUCAGGGACCAGACGCCAACCCAGACAUGAUGGAACUCGAUUCCUCCGGGCCGCUCUAUCACGUCCUUGUAACAUCGGAAACCGGGUCGAUCGCACUCAUCACUCCACUUUCUGAAACUGCAUACCGAAGACUCUCCGCCUUGCAAUCUCAGUUGAUCAAUACGCUCGAGCACCCUUGUGGGCUCAACCCCCGUGCGUUCCGAGCUAUUGAGAGCGAUGGCAUUGGUGGACGGGGUAUGGUUGAUGGUGACCUGCUACAUAGAUGGCUUGAUUUGGGCACGCAGCGAAAGGCGGAGAUUGCGCAUCGGGUCGGUGCAGAUAUAUGGGAGAUUCGUGCUGACCUGGAGGCAAUUGGGAAGGGAGGAUUGGGAUACUUGUGA
Molecule: messenger RNA, 4209 nt
Organism: Blastomyces dermatitidis ER-3
Lineage: Eukaryota; Fungi; Ascomycota; Eurotiomycetes; Onygenales; Ajellomycetaceae
Product: protein CFT1
Exons: 9
Coding region: 1-4209 (1402 amino acids)
Cellular component (GO): nucleus; mRNA cleavage and polyadenylation specificity factor complex
Molecular function (GO): protein binding; nucleic acid binding
Source: RefSeq, a predicted model, not a curated record